Desarmillaria tabescens is the source of this 1087-nucleotide messenger RNA. RefSeq lists its product as uncharacterized. Bases 121 to 939 code for a protein of 272 amino acids. NCBI's taxonomy places the organism in Eukaryota, Fungi, Basidiomycota, Agaricomycetes, Agaricales, Physalacriaceae. The transcript has 8 exons. The record is from RefSeq and is a predicted model, not a curated record.
UAUAGUGUUUGGGGUUGAAACGUUGACGGCGGAGUAUGCCUGCCACACGCGUUUGUCACGGGUCAUGCCAAGCAAAUUCAAUUCUUUCUCUUUCUCAUACCACCAUCACCUUUUGCUGCCAUGAUUUCCCUCCCAGUCAUUUUGUCACUCUCUCUUCUUCCCUUCGUGGCUUCUCAGUCUUCCAAUGAUACCGCCCUUCAGAUUGCCGCCAUUAAAGCUCAUUUUACCCAGUCUGAAAUUGUACCCGACUUGUUGUCGUCUUUCGACCCCAGCGCCAUUCUUACCGUCAACUUUGAAGGCGUUGGAGACAUAACGCCCGGACAGGCUCUCAGCCAAGACCGUAAGUUGGCACCACUUCCUACUGUCACCGUCACCCCGGCGAACUCGUCGGUCACGCUCAGUGGCAAUUUCACGCUUGUCAUGGUCGACGCCGACAUCGUUGGAACCAAGAACGCCCAGGUCACUCGGCACUGGUUGGUCAACGGAGACACCAUUUCCAAUGACGCCGUUUCCAAUUCUUCUGCUACCUGCUAUUACUUCGUAUGCCGGACCAGCUCCGGCGGAAGGGAGUGGAGCCCACCGCCCUCGACCUUCACCUCCCCUGAUGGGUACACCGAAAACAUCGGUGUUUCUACCUUCGACUUGGCUUCAUACUUGUCUGAGAGCGGCAUGGGUUCCCUCAUUGCUGGAACGUACAUGACUGUCGAACAGGGAACCUCGACCGUUUCCGUCUCUGCAACAUCCUCCGUCGUCACCUCGACACUUUCUGUCGCUUCUUCAACUCGUGCUUCAAGCACUGGCACCUCUUCUGCCUCUGGAUCCGCUGCCUCCGCCUCUGCCAGCAGCACGAGCGGCAGCAACGGGGCUUUGAGCAACGGUGUUGGAAUGGUUGUUGCCGGUCUCGGCGGUUUGGCUCUAGCGCUACAAGUUAGUGAAUGACUUUGGUAUAUAAUUACACAAAACUAGUAUCAUUCUCUGAUUCAAAAAUGUGUAGAGCAUAGAGACUUAGAUAUCUGGUUAGCUCCCAUACCGCUCUCGUGCCUGUACCAAAUUUGAGCCAGCUGAACCGAAAAUGCCCUAAGCCACC